Molecule: messenger RNA, 1007 nt
Organism: Argentina anserina (silverweed cinquefoil)
Lineage: Eukaryota; Viridiplantae; Streptophyta; Magnoliopsida; Rosales; Rosaceae
Product: SPX domain-containing protein 3-like
Exons: 3
Coding region: 55-843 (262 amino acids)
Biological process (GO): cellular response to phosphate starvation
Source: RefSeq, a predicted model, not a curated record
CUUCACUUUCUUCCCACUCUGAUUUCUGUAACCGGAGACCUGCAGUACUACUAGAUGAAGUUCGGGAAGUGGCUCAGGCAGCAAAUGCAGGAGACGUUGCCGAGCUGGCGUGACAAGUUCUUGUCAUACGAUCACUUGAAGAAGCUUGUGAGGCUGAUUUCUGCGGCUCCGGCGGUGUUGACUGGGAAGUCCGGUAAGGCGAAGGCGCAGUUUCUGUACCUAUUGAACAAUGAGAUCGACAAGUUCAACACCUUCUUCAUGGAACGGGAGGAGGACUUCAUUAUCCGGAACGAGGAACUGCAGAAGAGAAUUAAAAGAGUAAGUGAUACAUGGGGACCGAAUGGUUGUCAUCCUUCAAAGAUUAUAUAUGAAAAUGAAGUGAGAAAGCUUAGAAAAGACAUUGUUGAUUUACACGGUGAAAUGGUGCUCUUGGUCAACUACAGCAAUGUUAAUUACACAGGACUGGCCAAAAUACUGAAGAAGUAUGACAAGCAAACAGGAGCUCUGCUGCGCUUGCCAUUCAUCCAAGAAAUACUAGAGCAGCCCUUCUUCACCACUGAUCUGAUCUCAAAGCUUGUCAAGGAAUGUGAAGGAACCAUUAAUGCGGUAUUCCUGAUGGGGGAAGAAGAAGAGAGAAACAGAGAAGUAAAUGAAGGGACAGCAGUUGCCGCCGGGGAUGGAAUAUAUAGAAACACAGUUGUUGCUCUAUUGACAUUGCAAGAAAUCAGAAGAACAAGCUCUACUUACAGUCAUCAUUCUCUACCACCGAUCAACUUGCCUGCAGACUUCAAUCUCAUCCAGCUAGUCGUCCAACUCAACCCUCCGAUAUCAAUAAUCUUAUGAGAGCUAGCUAUAAUUCUAGCGAGUUGUUAAGCAAACAGAGUGACAGACUGGAGAUAUACAUAUAGCAUCAUACAUAUCGUUUAUUUAUUCAGGAUAUAUACAUAUAUAGCACUACUUCAAGUCUUCAAGACCGGAAUGUGUCACAACAUCCAUUUACGUAUUGU